AUAGUAUUCAAUAUUCAUGUAUACAUAUGGCCACACAUUCGGGCCGUUGUUUCUUCUUGACGUACAUCGAAGGCAAUGGCGAGAGUCAGGCCCUCGGCUUCCGACUGGAGAGCGCUCUCACGGCUAAUGCUAUUUAUAGAGCGGUCACCGAAAAGCAUGCAUUUUAUAGCUGCGAAACUGUGAGGAAUACUGUGGCCACACAAUUCAUUAGAGACCUCAAGGGCACUAUCAUCUCAUUAUUCAACGAAAACACCACUUUAGGCAAGAAUUAUGUGUUUGAUAUCAGGAGGACGUGUCGGGAAGUCUAUGAUCACACCCGACGAGAGCUCUAUCAAUUGGAAGCCAUCGCCAAAUCUGAAGACACGGAAAGUCUCAAAUCUUUAGGUGAUCUCUGCCUUGAAUUUGAAUCCAUUGCCAGUCAUCCGCAUUUGUGUAGGAAAUCUGAGUGCAAAGAUAUGAAGGAUCGUUUGGAUGCCUUACAGGACUCGAUGUUAUGUCGGAUCUGUUUUGACAGCGAAGUGUGCACUGCGUUCAACUGCGGACAUGUCGUGUGCUGUGACUCCUCACAGUCAGAAACGGGUGAUUUCGACUCCGAAGUGACCUCUGCUUUGCUGUCAUAUCGGAAGUGGAUUCCACUUUCAAUACUAGAGACUGAAGUUUUGUGUAGUUCUCCGACCCUUCAGAGGAAAGGCAAGCGAAGGAAACACCACUCGGGCUCUUCCGGGCCUGAGAUUAGCUCUGAAAAUGAAGAAUCAUUUAGUGAUAUGGAGUCAAACUCGUGGACAACCACUUCGUUGAAUCAAGUGUUCAAUAGCACUGAGUUCUCGAGUCUCACGAAUAGUAUUAUUCAAUAUCACCAGAAACUUGAGUCCACGAAACCAAUGCACGCCAAGUACCUGUUUCUACAAGAAGUGGCAAAUCUCGAAGAUAUUGGAGUCGAAUAUUUUUUCGUCAAACUCAACAAUAACUCUGAAGAUCCCUACAAAAUAGGUGUCGGCCCUAAAGGAGUCACUAUUGUUUGCGAGCUAACAAAUGAAGUCAAAUAUACGUGA
This is a messenger RNA of Oppiella nova, 1052 nucleotides long. Lineage: Eukaryota; Metazoa; Arthropoda; Arachnida; Sarcoptiformes; Oppiidae. The record is from the annotation of a GenBank genome assembly.